This is a messenger RNA of Theobroma cacao (cacao), 3515 nucleotides long. The record is from RefSeq and is a predicted model, not a curated record. Lineage: Eukaryota; Viridiplantae; Streptophyta; Magnoliopsida; Malvales; Malvaceae.
AUGGAAUUUGUGGAUCAUGGAAAUCCACUGAUAAAGCAAAUCAGUCAUUGAUAUCCAUAAAAAUUUAGAUUAAUACUCUUCCAUCUUUGGUCUGCCACUUUCCCAGAAAGAGGGAAGAUUUUCGUGAGAGUCAUACUGGUACCAGGUAAAAGUCAGAAAGCUCCAACUUGGCAAGUUACAUAAGAAGAAAUUCAUUUUGAAACGGCACGUCUUACGUAGUACAAAUAGCUAUCUUUGCCUACAGGGCGACACCACCAAUGUCCAUUACUUAUCCAGAGUUACCGGAACAGACUUGAAAAUUACGCUCUAAUAUCCCAUGGGAAUAGAAUAAAAGGAAACACAGGUCGCAGACAAAUAGCAGUUUGUAUUCUCUUCAGAGCAAAGAGGAAGGAAAAAAAAAAAAGAAACUCCUUCUAAUAUAUAUAUAUAUAUAGUCCUUAAUGAACUGAAAGAAAGAUGCCUGCUUGUGAAGAUCCUGUUGACAAAAGGCUUAUGGCACCCCAACUCAAUUUGGCUUCUGAACAUGCUUUCAAAGCAAUACUAACGAGUCUUCCCAAGCCUGGGGGUGAAGAGUUUGGCAAAUUCUAUAGCUUACCUGCUUUGAAUGAUCCAAGAAUUGACCGUCUGCCAUACUCCAUAAGGAUCCUUUUGGAAUCUGCUAUUCGUAAUUGUGACAACUUUCAAGUUACCAAGGAUGAUGUUGAAAGGAUUAUUGAUUGGGAGAAUACAUCACCAAAGCAAGUUGAAAUCCCCUUCAAGCCUGCUCGUGUUCUCUUACAUGAUUAUACUGGAGUUCCAGCUGUGGUUGACCUUGCUAGCAUGCGAGAUGCUAUGAAGAAUCUUGGCAAUGAUCCAAACAAGAUUAAUCCACUGGUCCCUGUGGACUUUGUUGUUGAUCAUUCAGUUCAGGUUAAUGUUACAAGAUCUGCAAAUGCCGUACAAGCAAACAUGGAACUUGAAUUUCAGAGGAACAAAGAGAGAUUUGCUUUCAUUAAAUGGGGUUCAUCUGUUUUUCAAAACAUGCUUGUUGUUCCUCCUGGUUCAGGAAUUCUUCACCAGGUUAACCUGGAAUACCUUGGACGUGUUGUCUUCAACAAGGACGGAAUACUAUUUCCUGACAGCGUGGUCGGUACUGAUUCCCAUACAACAAUGAUAGAUGGGUUAGGAGUUGCUGGCUGGGGAGUUGGAGGAAUUGAAGCAGAGGCAGCAAUGCUGGGCCAGCCCAUGAGCAUGGUAUUGCCUGGUGUUGUUGGAUUCAAGUUGUCUGGGAAAUUGCAAGAUGGUGUCACAGCUACCGAUCUGGUUUUGACUGUGACACAGAUGUUGAGGAAGGAUGGUGUUGUUGGCAAAUUUGUUGAGUUUUAUGGUUAGGGUGUGGCUGAAUUAUCAUUGGCUGAUCGAGCCACAAUUGCAAAUAUGUCUCCUGAAUAUGGAGCAACCAUGGGCUUUUUCCCUGUAGAUCAUGUAACACUGCAGUACCUUAAGUUAACUGGCAGAAGUGAUGAGACAGGGUCAAUGAUAGAAGCAUGUUUGCGAGGGAAUAAGAUGUUUGUCGACUUCAAUGAGCCUCAACAAGAAAGAGCAUAUACUUCUUAUCUCCAUUUGGACCUUGCUGACGUUGAACCCUGUGUUUCAGGGCCAAAAAGGCCUCAUGACCGAGUCCCUUUGAAAGAAAUGAAGGCUGACUGGCAUGCAUGUCUUGAUAAUAAACUUGGAUUCAAAGGUUUUGCUGUGCCAAAGAAAGAACAGAAUAAGGUUGCAAAGUUCACCUUUCAGGGACUGCCUGCUGAACUUAAGCAUGGUAGUGUUGUCAUUGCAGCUAUUGCAAGUUGUACAAACACAUCAAAUCCUAGUGUCAUGCUUGGAGCUGGACUUGUUGCUAAGAAGGCCUGUGAGUUCGGUUUGGAGGUUAAGCCAUGGGUUAAAACCAGUCUUGCUCCUGGUUCUGGAGUUGUGACAAAAUAUUUGCUCCAGAGUGGGUUGCAGAAAUACCUGAACCAGCAGGGCUUUAAUAUUGUUGGCUAUGGUUGUACAACUUGUAUAGGAAAUUCUGGAGAACUCGAUGAAUCAGUUGCUUCAGCAAUUUCAGAAAAUGAUAUUGUUGCUGCGGCUGUUCUUUCCGGAAAUAGAAACUUUGAAGGUCGAGUUCAUCCACCGACAAGAGCUAACUAUCUAGCUUCACCUCCAUUAGUUGUUGCCUAUGCCCUUGCUGGCACGGUUGAUAUUGACUUCGAGAAAGAGCCUAUAGGAACAGGAAAAGAUGGUAAGAGCGUGUAUUUCAGGGAUAUAUGGCCUAGCAAUGAAGAGAUUGCAGAGUUGGCUCAAUCGAGCGUGUUGCCUGAUAUGUUCAAGAGCGCAUAUGUAGCUAUCAGAAAGGGCAAUCCUAUGUGGAAUCAGCUUGCUGUCCCUGCUUCCACUCUCUACUCUUGGGACCCAAACUCGACAUAUAUUCAUGAGCCUCCAUACUUCAAAAACAUGACAGUAGAACCACCAGGCCCGCAUGAAGUGAAAGAUGCAUAUUGCUUACUCAAUUUUGGUGACAGUAUUACUACCGAUCAUAUUUCCCCAGCUGGUAGUAUCCACAGGGAUAGCCCUGCUGCUAAGUAUCUUCUUCAGCGUGGAGUGGACCGGAGGGACUUCAAUUCUUAUGGUAGUCGUCGAGGCAAUGAUGAAGUGAUGGCAAGGGGUGCAUUUGCCAAUAUCCGCAUAGUUAACAAGAUCUUGAAGGGAGAAGUUGGUCCAAAGACAAUUCACAUUCCAAUAGGAGAUAAGCUUAAUGUACAUGAUGCAGCAACAAGGUACAAGGCUGCUGGGCAGGACACUAUUAUCUUAGCUGGAGAAGAUUACGGAAGUGGCAGCUCACGAGAUUGGGCUGCCAAGGGCUCAAUGUUACUGGGAGUCAAAGCUGUGAUUGCUAAGAGCUUCGAGAGAAUCCAUCGCAGUAAUCUGGUUGGCAUGGGGAUCAUUCCACUUUGUUUCAAGCCUGGUGAGGAUGCAGAUUUUCUACGAUUAACAGGUCAUGAGCGUUAUACAAUUGACCUUCCAAGUAAAAUAAAGGAGAUAAGACCUGGCCAAGAUGUUACCAUCACAACUGACACCGGCAAAUCCUUCACAUGCACUGCCCGGUUCGAUACAAAGGUGGAAUUGGAGUACUUCAAUCAUGGAGGCAUUCUUCCAUAUGUCAUUCGUAACCUGAACAAGGAUUAGGCAAUCUAGCUUCAAAUCAGCAGCCUCUUCACAUUGCAAUCUCCAUUGAUUGAAGUUUUUCUGGGGUAGUGGGGUUCUUCAGCAGACAAUCAGUAGCACAGAUUUUUCAAGGUUCUCAGUAAUACCAGGAAAUGCACUGCUGUUUAGGUUACUGGGGAAUUGGGGUUGUUCAUAUCUGUUGUUAAUUAGAGUAGGAAAAGAAGAAAAUGAUAAUGGAUGUUCUUAUUUUUGGAUAAAAGAAAAAACUUAAAUUUUAUCUUUUAAGAAGAUAUGAAUUGAUUCGAAGAUCAAGUAAAUAGUUUUUCUGA